Molecule: messenger RNA, 1065 nt
Organism: Cryptococcus wingfieldii CBS 7118
Lineage: Eukaryota; Fungi; Basidiomycota; Tremellomycetes; Tremellales; Cryptococcaceae
Exons: 2
Coding region: 1-1065 (354 amino acids)
Source: RefSeq, a predicted model, not a curated record
AUGCCCUCCAAAGACGUGUCCUCCGCCGAGAGCACCCCUCCUCGUCGAGCUUCAACCAUCGCCUUCGAGGAAUCGUGUGUCCUCAUCGACGCAUACCCUCUUUCCAUGACAGAUCUUGAAGACGGCGUCAAGCAACGAAUGUCUGUAGCCGGUGCCAGUGAAAAGACGUGGCCGAAAAAGUCACCCUCCCCCCGCCUCUCUCUCACCAUCCCUCCAGCCUUGCGCAAAGCUCUCCCAUCGCUCAAGCUCCGUGUUCUGCCAUAUCGCUGGUCAUCAUCCACCCCACCCUACUCAACCCUCAUGCCUACCCGAUCUACUCAUGCUCUCCCACAACCUGCUCAGCUCAGUUCUCCCAGUGCCGAGAACCCUAUACCCAUCAGAGCCAGAAGCCAGCCCACAUCGCCUGCGACUGGCAAUCCUCCUGUCCGAUCACGCAACCCGUCUGUGGCUGAAGGUCUCCACAUGUUGUCCGAGCGAGAAGAGAACACUGGUCAUGUCUCUCCCAACCCCCUCUCCGGGGAAACUUUAUCCCCUGUAUCUCCUACCAUGCCAUGCGCCCAGAGCGUCUGGCUGUGUUCACCCCCAAGGCGUCAUCCAACCCCGCCAUCAUCCGCGCCCCCAUCCUCAUUCGUCGCUCCUUCUAAACCUCCCACUACCGCAUCAACUCGAAAGAACAGGCCUAUCGUUGUGCGCGCCAUGUCAACGGGUAGGCUGGCGCGCGAGUUUGACCAAGACGGACGAGUGGUAUGCAUGUCAAAUCAUUCGAACCGGGUGCUGCAGAACACUGCUGUCGUCAUCACAGAGGGUCAAGAAAACCAACACGCUCAGACAACUCCAAAGUUGCGGCGUGCACAGACGGAAAAGCCGGCUGCUCGCAAGAACCUUCCAGUCCCACUUCUCUCUGCUUCGACAGACAGGCUCCCCAGGAGGUCGAGCACGGCGGGUUUCGAUUUGGCGGCGUUGCAGAAAGAGGCCGGGAAUCUGGCAAGACCAAACGUAUUGGCCAAGCGGGUGUCGUCGGGGUUCAGGAGGAUGAGCUCGAGCCCGCAGAGGAUCAUGGCCUGA